UAAACUAAAUAAAAUGGUGCAGGGGAGUAAGUGAAGGUGGUGGAGAUAUUGAGUUAAUGGGGAUUGUGGUGGGUUGAGAAGGUUUCUGUCUUUUCUCAAGAGGGUGUGUUGUUUUGAGGGGAAAAAAAAAAAGCCAGUUUUUGAAUAUAAAGUUGAGAGCUUUGAGGGAGAAAGUUGUCUCUGAAAGGUUAGAAAAAUACCCAUUUAUUAUUUAUAUUUAUCAAUAUUCUCUGCUACUAUUGGACCAUUUCUUUGAAGGUUGGCUGAAUACUAGCGAACAGUUUACUCUUUUAUCUUUGUGAAGAUUGAAUUUAAAUUUUCAUUUCAGUCUAGACGCUUGACUGAUAGUUUAUGAAAAUGCAAAACUUGUGUAAGCAAAAUUCUGGUGGAAGUUCUACCCACUCAACAUCAUUGUAUGAUGUGAGCUACCCUUCAUGGGGGAGCUCAACUGAGUCAUGCGCUCAGCAAGCAUCCAUGUCAGAGAGCUUAAGCUUGAAGAUGGGCAUUCCUCCUCAGCAUUUUCUGAGCCCUAAGCAGUUGAAUUUUCAACUUCAAGACCGGGAUUCAUCAUCUACUCAAUCAUCUGGUCAAUCUUGCCCAAGAGAGGCUUUUAUGAAACAUAGCAAUCCUAAUGGACAAGCUACAAUAUUGGCAGUAUCAGGAGUUAAUGGAACACAUGGGAAACCUUUUGGAACUAACACAAAAUUUGCCACAUCAAUGGGACCUCAGGAUUUUCUCUUUGCUCCACAUAUUGACAAUAACCAUUCAGUUGAUCCCAUUCAACUCCAUUAUGUUGAACCAUACUUUGGUGGCUUAUUUGCUCCUUUUUAUGGGCCACAGGCUAUGCAGAUUCAUCCUCCUCAAAUGAUGGGAAUGACUCCAGCUCGAGUGCCACUGCCUUUGGAUACUCUUGAAGAUGAUCCUAUUUAUGUCAAUGCUAAACAGUAUCGAGCGAUUCUCAGGCGGAGACAGGUUCGUGCCAAGCUUGAAGCUGAAAACAAACUCGUCAAAGGCCGCAAGCCAUAUCUUCACGAGUCUCGUCAUAAGCAUGCAUUGAAUAGAGCUAGAGGAUCUGGCGGGCGUUUUUUGAACGCAAAGAAGCUCCAAGAGUCUGGGCUGACAAGUGACAGUGUGGAUACGUCAGGCUCCACAGAGUUCCUCUCAACUGGAAAUAUCUCAGAAUCUGAAGUUCAUCCUGGAUUCCGUAAAGAAGCUGCUUCCACCACAUCCUGUUCUGACAUCACAAGUAAAUCCAAUGGCGAAGACAUCUUCCAUCAGCCAGAAUUCAGGUUCUCUGGCUACCCUCCUCACAUUGGCAGAAACACAGUGCAGGGUUGCUCAGCUGAUAUAAAUGAAACUGGGCACCUGCACCACCUCCUAUCUUCUGUUGAGAGGUGAGCCGAGCACCGACCAUUGCAGCAGUCCGGAUUUGGGAGAAUGCAGCUGCUACCAUUUGAUUGGGAAGUCAUCCUUGGCUCAUUUAGUUUUACUCUCUUUUUAUGUGUUGUGUUGCUUCUGUCAAAAAACAAGGACAGUGGAGUCUGAUUUUGGUCUGGUUAAGAUUUUGGUCUCAGCCGACGCAGGAAGAAUGGACUAAUUUUGUGUUGCAUUAAACUAGUUCUUAUGUGUUGUUUUCAUUAACAGACAAGUUAUGUCUCUUUGACAUGUUCUUUUUAUGGAUUAUAUUUCACUACGAUAUUCAUCAACUCCAGACGAUGAUAUAUUGCAGGUGAGAUUAUGAGCUUUGUCAAAUUUAGUUUUGUAAUUUUGGCUUUAUUAUAUGUUAAGAAAAUAUUUGUUGUUUUUA
Messenger RNA from Mangifera indica (mango), 1807 nucleotides. RefSeq names its product nuclear transcription factor Y subunit A-3-like. NCBI's taxonomy places the organism in Eukaryota, Viridiplantae, Streptophyta, Magnoliopsida, Sapindales, Anacardiaceae. The transcript has 6 exons. Gene Ontology annotation, cellular component: CCAAT-binding factor complex. Gene Ontology annotation, biological process: regulation of transcription by RNA polymerase II. Bases 352 to 1398 code for a protein of 348 amino acids. Gene Ontology annotation, molecular function: RNA polymerase II cis-regulatory region sequence-specific DNA binding; DNA-binding transcription factor activity, RNA polymerase II-specific. The record is from RefSeq and is a predicted model, not a curated record.